Coffea eugenioides is the source of this 1445-nucleotide messenger RNA. RefSeq names its product inversin-like. Gene Ontology annotation, molecular function: protein binding. The record is from RefSeq and is a predicted model, not a curated record. Lineage: Eukaryota; Viridiplantae; Streptophyta; Magnoliopsida; Gentianales; Rubiaceae. Bases 1 to 1281 code for a protein of 426 amino acids. The transcript is spliced from 12 exons.
AUGGCAACUUCCAGAGAAGCAGAACAACGUAAUCGAGCUUUUCUAAGGGCAGCUUUUGACGGAAAUCUCACACUACUCAAGACUUUUGGGAAGUCGCAUUCUGGAUUUAAGGACCCAAACGGCCGAACGGCGCUUCACCUGGCCGCUGCCGCAGGUAAAACGGAGAUAUGCGGCUACUUGAUUGACCAGUUGAAACUCGACAUGGAUGGGAGAGAUGAUGAUUUAGGUGAUACACCUUUGAUUCUGGCAAUUGUGGAAAAUCAUAAUUCAACCGCUGCCUUUCUAAUUGAACACGGUGCAGAGAUCAUGAAAAGUAAUUAUAAAGCUUUUACUCCCCUGCACUACGCUGCUGAAGAAGGAAACAAGGAAAUACUACAACUUUUGAUCUCCAAAGGUGCUGAAAUUGAUAGCAAUUCUGAAUCCGGGACACCAUUGCAAUGUGCUGCACUCUCUGGAAAAGGAGAAGCUGUGAAGAUCUUAUUAGAUAACAAAGCAAAUCCAAAUUCGGUUACACAGCUUUAUUUUCCACCCCUGAUGCUUUCAAUUAUUGCCAGGUCGUUCAAUUGCCUUGACCUGUUGCUUAAGGCUGGAGCUGAUCCAAACCUUGGUUCAUGUGGAAAGACUCCUCUUAUUGCAGCAGCUUGUGAAGGGGAAACUGAAAUUAUCAACUGCUUGUUAAAAUCUGGUGCAGAUCCCAAUGCCAGAGACAAUUGUGGUGUGACACCAUUAGAACAUGCUGCUAUGCGUGGAGAACAUGCAGCAGUUAAGGUUCUAUUUCCCAUUACUUCUCGGAUUUCAUCUUUUCCAGACUGGAGCUUUACUGGAAUAAUGAAGCACAUAUGCUCUGCAAAAGCUAGGAAACAGAGAGACUGUAGGAGAAGAGAAGUUUUUCAAAUGUCAAAAUCUAAGGGGGAGGAUGCAUUUAAAAGAAAAGAUUACUUGGAUGCAAUUCAUUGGUAUACUGAGGCUAACCUUGCGGAUCCUGCUGAUGCAACAAUAUAUUCUAACCGAAGUUUAUGCUGGGCGCUCUUGAAUCAAGGCAGUCAUGCUUUAUCUGAUGCUGAAAUGUGUGUUAAGCUUCGGCCUAUGUGGGCUAAGGCGCACUACAGAGAAGGUGCAGCAUGGAUGCUUCUUAAUGACUAUCCAAAUGCAUCCCAAUCAUUUUCUGAGGCUUUGAAGUUUGAUCCUGCUAAUAAGGAAAUUCAGAAGGCACAUAGGGAGGCUGUCGAAGCUGCAUUCGGUAUCCCAGUGUCAGAAAAUAUGAGAAUUUUGCGCAUAUAGCAAGUCCAUUAGAAAAUGGUUAUUCGGGGGACUUGUAAUAUCAUAUUUUGCUAUAUACUAUCUUGGAAGUGAUAAAACUCAAAUAGUAAUCUCUCUUGGUAUAUAACUAUAUAGCGUAAAUAGGCAUUCGCUAUAUCUCCUUUCUUUUUGUGCUCAUGGUACUU